AUGAAUGACACCGCUCUAAACCAGACGGAUUGUCCUGAAGUCAAAGUCCCAGUGCCCCUGUUCUUCAUUAUUGGAGUGGUGAGCUUAGCGGAAAACCUCCUGGUGGUGAUAGCAGUGAUCAGCAAUAGGAACCUGCACUCCCCCAUGUACUGCUUCAUCUGCAGCCUGGCCGCCUUCAACACUAUCGCCAGUGUGACCAAGAGUUGGGAGAAUUUGAUGAUCCUGUUGGCAGAUGUGGGACAGCUCCAGAGGACGGGUGUGUCUGAGACCAGCCUAGAUGACCUCAUGGACUCUCUGCUCUGCAUGUCCUUCAUGGGCUCCAUCUUCAGCUUUCUCGCCAUUGCAGUGGAUCGGUAUAUGUAA
Knipowitschia caucasica is the source of this 363-nucleotide messenger RNA. The record is from the annotation of a GenBank genome assembly. Lineage: Eukaryota; Metazoa; Chordata; Actinopteri; Gobiiformes; Gobiidae.